AGCGUCACCUGGCGGAAACGUGUAACUGUUUGAUUCUCCCUCUGAGCGUGGUAAGCUUGGUGCAGCGACGUUCUAUUUCGCCAAGACAACAUUCGCUUUUGAGGUUAAAAAUGUGCCAUCACAUAUUGAUAAGGAGGUCAAGGAUUAUAGCAUAUAAGAUCUUCAGACGUUUACCUUCACACAACUUCACCUUUGCUGCCUGUCUCCUCUUCGUUUGCACGCUUGUUUUGGUGACCAAGUUAAGCUUAAAUGCAGCCAAUUCCGAAAAUUCCAGAUCAUUGAAGGGUCUCCACUGGAAAAUGGACUUUGAAAAUAUGAAUAUUAAUAUAGAUAACGUCAAGUACAAUGAAAUGGAGAAGCUGUUCUUGCAAAUGUAUAAUCUUCCUAAACGGUAUACUGUCGAAACACAACCUAAGGAACACAAGAAGAGUAAACAUUCUACUUACCCUGCAAUUGAUGAGCUAAUCUUCAGCAAUAUUUACUGGCAAGUUCUCCAUACUUCUAAGGCCACCUUUCAUCUUUAUAGCGCAUUUUUUGACAAUCGCACUCUUUCUAAACCAAGACCAGUUAUUCGCAUCCUAGCAAUGGUGAAGAAAUAUGAAAGAAAAAUAACUCUCAACUGUCAAUUAUGGUACGAUAGUAGGAGCGUUCCUGUUUUAGCUAAAGUAACCAGGUUCAGAUUUUUGGGUUACUAUAAACAUGUAAAAGUAGAGGAGCUGUCUAUUCAGCCAUACCUGCUGGAGUGUGGCGUUCCAUCCAACCACAGUCAGCGAGUGCCCAAGUCUGUGUCGUUAGUAGAAGGACGUUAUGACCAGCCCACUAAUAACCUUCGUGUCAUCCACAAUCUUCAUAAUGGUGACCGCAAGAGAGAUUUUGCCGUGUGCGUAAAGGCAAUGAUGUUUAGUAAAGAUGAAAGCGUGCGUCUCGUGGAAUGGUUGGAACUUAUCUUCCUUCUCGGAGCAGACAAAAUAUUCUUAUAUGAAAGUGAUAUCCAUCCGAACAUGUCAAAAGUACUGAAGCAUUAUAUAUCUCGUGGACAAAUAGAUGUGAAAAAAUUUUCUCUUCCGGGUGAAUUGCCAAAUGUUCCUGCCUUACAGGAGAUGUUUUUUAGGAAGUAUGACCCAGUAAGAUGUGCACCAGAAAACUUAGUAUACAAUGAUUGCCUGUAUAGAAAUAUAAACCGAUUCAAGUUUGUAACAGCCAUGGACAUUGAUGAGGUCAUCAUGCCAAAGACAAGGUCGAGCUGGAAGGAAAUCAUGGAAAGCGUGGCACCAGGAGUGCUAUCAAGUAAAGACCACAAGUGGUCGUCUUUCGCCCACUACAUGGUGUAUUUCUUACCCAUUAUGCAGGAAAAGCACGGUUGGAUGAAGGACGUGCCUCAUUUCAUGCAUAUGCUGCAAAACCUUCACCGUGCUGCCAAUCACACUUUUUCUAAAUGGCACCUUAAGUCUAUUCACGAUACGCAGAGAGUCCUUACCAUUAACCACCACUUCGCUUUCGAGUGCCUGGGAGGUAACUGCUCUGUUCGCUUCAUACCAAAAGAGACUGCACAAUUAAAUCAUUAUCGCAGUGACUGCAGAUGGACUCUGGAAAAAGAGUGUCCUUACUACAAGAAUCACACUGUCCUCGAUGACAGCAUCAUGAGAUUCAAGGCUCCACUUCUGAACAGUACUCUCAACACACUCUACCAGCUUGGAUUCCUCAGUGGAUAACCAUAAAAUUUAAACAAGAUAUCAGCAUAAAAAGCAGGGCGCAAAAUUUCCCUGCAUUGAGAAAGUAAGCCUCAGCACUGAAAUGUUUAAUUGGAGAAAUAUAAGGUUCAUAUCAAAAAUUGUAAUCUAAAACUAUAGUAUACACUCAUCAUAAAGAAGAUGCAAACUACGUUACAGAUGAGUGGAAAUUAGUUGUGCAAUGUCAAGCCCUUCAAACGCCUUCUCUUUAAUGCUUGGAGAUUUUUUUUUUUUUUUACUAAUCUCACUUUUCGCAUAUUAAAUUAUACUGUUUAGUAUUCUUUCUGUCUUUGCUACCAAAAAGUAAUCUCACUAAUUAUAGUGAAUUCUUUAGAAAAAAUAUUGAAAUGGGGCAACUACAAUAAAGCAAACAUAUGGGUGCUUCUGUUAAAGCAAUUUGUUUGACUAAAUACACACCGAGUAGU
Messenger RNA from Scylla paramamosain (green mud crab), 2155 nucleotides. RefSeq lists its product as uncharacterized. The record is from RefSeq and is a predicted model, not a curated record. The coding region runs from base 111 to 1712 and encodes 533 amino acids. Gene Ontology annotation, cellular component: cytoplasm. The transcript has 4 exons. Gene Ontology annotation, molecular function: glycosyltransferase activity. Lineage: Eukaryota; Metazoa; Arthropoda; Malacostraca; Decapoda; Portunidae.